AUGCCGGUCAAGUCACGAUGGACCGCCGAGGUUCCUCGGUGCUCACUGCAACAAUGGAUCUUUGACUCGCCUUGCGGUCCUCUCCCAGACCGUCGUGCAUAUAUCGACCCCGAGCAACCCGAUACCAACUACCUCAGCCUCAGCGACUAUCGAUUCCUGUCCAAGCGCGUCGCCUUGGGCUUACAGAAAGCCGGUUUGAAGGAAGGCGACAGAGUGCUCGUCUUCUCUGGCAACAACAUCUUCUUCCCUUCCAUCUUCCUUGGCAUCUUGAUGGCUGGAGGCAUCUUCACAGGUGCUAAUCCCAGUUUUGUGGCCAGAGAGCUGGCCUAUCAACUUCGCGACAGUGAAGCGACCUUCCUCGUCACGGCACAGGGCUCUGUCAAGACGGCUUUUGAGGCAGCUAAGGAGGCAGGUCUACCAAGGGAUCGUAUUUACGUUCUCGGCGGAGAUACUCCCGCAGCACAGGAAGUAGCGCUGUCUUCCAAUCCCGGACCAGGCCUGAAGGGUCGGAUCGAGGGAGCCAAGCACUGGACAGAACUCCUUCAGGGGAACGCGAAAGAAGCCGAGAGCUGGAGUUGGAAAGAGCCAAAGGAUCCGCAGACCACGACAUGCUGUCUCAACUACAGCAGCGGAACCACUGGAGUUCCCAAGGGCGUUGAGAUCAGCCAUUACUGCUAUGUCGCAAACGGAGUUCAGGUUAUUCACCUCAACGAGCUCGAUCCUGACUGGCAGGAACGGCAAAAGCGAGCUCGUGCCCUCUGCUUCCUGCCCCUGUACCACGCUUAUGGCCAGACAUACUUCGUCGCGAACAUGCCUCGGGCCGGCAUCCCCAUCUACAUCAUGCCGAGCUUCGAUUUCGUCAAGAUGCUUGAGUAUGUUCAGCGCUAUCGGAUUACCUCACUCACGUGCGUGCCACCCAUUGUGGUCGCAUUGGCCAAAUCCCCUCUAACCAAGAAGUACGAUCUCUCAAGCGUCGAGGGAAUGGGUUCCGGAGCUGCCCCGUUGGCAAAGGAGGUUUCUGAUGAGGCGGAGAAGCUGUUCAAUGGAAAGUUUCUCCUUCGCCAGGGCUGGGGCAUGACCGAAACGACAUGUACUUGCAUGUCAUGGGAUCCUCUCAACAAGGAGCCCAGCUCAGGCGUGGGUGAGAUGAUGCCCAACUGCUCCGGAAAGCUGAUGUCGCUGGACGGAAAGACCGAGAUCACGAAGGCAGGAGAAAGAGGUGAAUUUUGGGUUACGGGCCCGAAUUUGAUGCGCGGUUAUUGGCGAAAGCCGGAAGCGACAGCCGAUACCAUUGUCGUCGACGCAGAUGGCACUCGCUGGCUCAAGACGGGCGACAUUGCCUAUUUCGACGCGUACAAGCCCGGUGGAACUAUUCACAUCGUCGACCGGCUCAAGGAGUUGAUCAAGGUAAAGGGCAACCAGGUGGCGCCUGCUGAGCUUGAAGGACUGUUGCUCGAGCACCCCGAGGUGGCCGAUGCAGCGGUGAUUGGCGUGACAAUCAACGGCGAAGAAGUUCCUCGAGCAUACAUUGUCCGUCAGAAUCCCCAGUCAAGGAUUACUGAACAGGAGAUUGCCAACUGGAUGGCCGGCAAGGUGACCCGGUACAAGCAGCUGAAGGGCGGCGUUGUUUUUACCGACAACAUUCCGAAGAAUCCGUCCGGCAAGAUUUUGCGCAGGCAACUUCGGGAUCGCGCGGAUAAGGAGGUUGGCGAUAUCAAAUCGAAACUCUAG
Molecule: messenger RNA, 1731 nt
Organism: Sordaria macrospora k-hell
Lineage: Eukaryota; Fungi; Ascomycota; Sordariomycetes; Sordariales; Sordariaceae
Biological process (GO): secondary metabolic process
Molecular function (GO): CoA-ligase activity
Source: RefSeq, a predicted model, not a curated record